This is a messenger RNA of Paramecium primaurelia, 1715 nucleotides long. The record is from the annotation of a GenBank genome assembly. Lineage: Eukaryota; Ciliophora; Oligohymenophorea; Peniculida; Parameciidae.
AUGGCUGACUUGACAACUUUGAGAAGUCAAAUCAACCAAUGGACCCUAGAUCAAGAUAAUAAAGUAUGAAUAAUGAAAUACCCUAACUUACUUUAGACCUUCGUUAAAUUAGAUCAAAUGAGUACCAAUCUCCUUACAAAAUUUGGAGCUGUGUCAUCCGAUAUCCGAUCAGUUUAACAUUCAGCUAACUCUAUCCAUGCUCAAAUUAAUCAAGCCUUCAAUAAAUUUCUAACUUUGAGUGAUAGUCGUUUUACUGAAUAAGUAUUUUGUUUUAUAGAUCAUCAAAGAGAAUGGCCCCUCCAUAAGAAGCCCCUCCAAAGGCUGCACCUUCAUAAAACAAAGAUGAUGGACUCACUACAGCUCAAAAGUACACAAAAGCUUUAGGCAUGGCAUUAUAAUCACUUGAUUUACAAUAGAUGGCAUAAGAUGGUAUAAAAAUUCUUAAAUUCCCUAGAUGACAUAUUUGAUGACAGAGAUGAUAAAUCAAUCUCUGUCUUCUCUGCAGCUACUACUAGUGGUACUGUGAGUAAGUCUGUUAAAUUGCCUGCCAUGUUUGGCACACCCUAAUUCAACAACAACAAAUUUAUUGGUAAUACUCUAUACAAUACUUAGGUCUUUUUGAUGACUUUGAUGAAGCUCCUAUCUAAGAGCCAGUACGUCAAUCUGCCCCUGCACCAAUAUAUAGAUAAUCUGAAGCACAACCUUAAUAACAAUCUUUCAAUAAUUAAUAGUCUUAAUUGAUUCCACCAUAAAAUCAGUAGCAAAUUAGAUCAUCUAUCAGAUAAGAUUAAUCUUAAAUCUCAUAUACUGGAGACAAUAAUUAAUUUAUUACACGAACAAAUUCUGCUCUAGGAAAUUCAAUGAUGGAUUAAUAAUUCGGGUUUACAAACCCUCAAUAAAAGGCAGAAUUUAAUUUAGCCUUUGCACCACCAUAUCAAUAACCACAAUAACCAGGAGUACAACCACAACCUCCUCUUCAAACUGCUUCACAAACACAGAGACCAACAGUAGUUGAUCCUCCUCCACCUCCACCUCCACCACCUCCUACCUAAUAACCUUAUUACUAAUAACCAUCAAUAUAAUAGCCAAUAUUAUAAUAACCACCUCCUUAAACUCUUUAAGAUUAGCUAAAUUCAAUAAUUUAAAAAAAGAGAGAAGAAAAUCAACCCUAUUAAUAACCAAUUUAGUAAUAAUAACCAUACUAAUCUUAAUAGGAAUAACCACCUGAAUAAAGAAAUUCAUAAUAACCAGUAAAAGUAUUUUAACCACCAAAUGUAAUUGGAGCACCUACUUAUGCAAGAGAAAAAGAUAAAAUAAUGAGUUUGUUUGAUGAAGAUGAUGAUGAUGAUAAUGAUGGUGGGUUAUUUAAAUCUACAACUACAAAUAAAAACAAAUUCAAUAACCUACUAACUGAUGGAGUUGCAAAAUAAGAAUAAAAUUAGAAACCAGUAGCUGUUGUUAUAAAGGAGGAAGAAGAUCAAGAUUUUAGUGUAUAGCCUAGAAUAUCAAGUACUAAGCCUGCUCCUAAAAAAUAGUUAUUUGAUGAAACAGAAGAAGAGACUCUUUAAAAAGCAAAUGCAGAUAAAAUUGCUGCUAUGUAUGCUUAAUAAUAAUAAUAAUAAUAAUAAUAAUAAUAAUAAUAAUAAUAAUAAUAAUAAUAAUAAUAAUAAUAAUAAUAAUAAUAAUAAUAAUAAUAANUAAUCCUAAUUUCUUGA